AUGGCGAGCGGGAAGGCAGAGCUGCACUCGCUGCCGGGCGUGUCCAUGCCGCCGCCAGAGACGAAUGGCUUUGUGUUCCAGCAGACCAUGCUGCGCGUCAAGGACCCGCAGCCGUCUCUUGACUUCUACACACGAGUCCUGGGCAUGACGCUGCUUUGCAAGCUCGAUUUUGCAGAUAUGAAGUUCUCGCUCUACUUUUUGGCCUAUCAGUCGCCUGAGGACGUGCCAGCGGACCCGGUGGAGCGGGCCAAGUGGAUGUUCGGCCUGCCAGCCUGCCUGGAGCUGACGCACAACUGGGGCACCGAAAGUGACCCAGAUUUCAAGGGGUACCACAAUGGCAACACCCAGCCGCGGGGCUUUGGGCACAUUGGGCUGUGCGUCCCCGACGUGGAGGCGGCCUGCGCGCGGUUUGAGGAGCUGGGUGUGGAGUUUGUGAAGAAGCCCAACGACGGCAAGAUGAGGAACCUGGCGUUCAUCAAAGAUCCAGACGGGUAUUGGAUUGAGAUUCUGAACAACAUUCACUCGGGGCAGUUUGCGGACUGGCCCGGCAACCAGCAGUAG
Chlorella variabilis is the source of this 561-nucleotide messenger RNA. RefSeq lists its product as hypothetical. Bases 1 to 561 code for a protein of 186 amino acids. The transcript is spliced from 8 exons. Gene Ontology annotation, molecular function: lactoylglutathione lyase activity; metal ion binding. The record is from RefSeq and is a predicted model, not a curated record. Lineage: Eukaryota; Viridiplantae; Chlorophyta; Trebouxiophyceae; Chlorellales; Chlorellaceae.